GCGAGAAAUAAAUUUUCGUUCAAGGAAAAAAUAAAGAAAACCAGACAUCAUAAUAAGCCAUUAACGAUGACUUGUGGAGAACUUAAAGUAUUUAUUGUGUGUGCAAAAGACCUACCAAACAAAGAUGAACGAGGUGAUCCUUACGUAAAUGUUUAUUUGGAUAAGAAAUAUAUUCAGAAAACACAAACUAUAGUCGGCAAUUUAAAUCCUGUUUGGAAUGAGGAGUUUACAUUCCAAGUAGAAGAUGGUGUGAAAACACUUCAUCUUGAUGUUUUUGAUUCUGAUGAACCGUCAAAAAAAGAUGAUCCUUUGGGUACCGCAAAGAUUGAUCUUACCGAUGUAUUCACUAAAGGAGAAGUUGAAAAGACAGAACAAUUAGUAUCAUCAUCUAUUCUUGGUCUUGCUUUGGCUAAACAAGGUUCGAUCACUUUCAGGUUGACAUUUACUAAGAAGCCGUAA
Molecule: messenger RNA, 459 nt
Organism: Dentiscutata erythropus
Lineage: Eukaryota; Fungi; Glomeromycota; Glomeromycetes; Diversisporales; Gigasporaceae
Source: the annotation of a GenBank genome assembly